CAUUGUGCAGGUGACACCGACGUUUCUAACCGCACUAACAAUAUACACACGUUAUUUACUGGAAAUAGUCUCAUUUGACAAGUCUCAUUUGACAAGAGAAGCCAUCAUGAACUUCACUACAUAUCCUAUAUACCAUCUAACGGAAAUCGAAAAGACAACGUUGUGUAUUUUCAACGUCUUCUCCAUGGCGUUUGGUCUACUUGGCAACAUAAUGGUUGUUACUGUGUUAAACCUGCAUCAAAACAGUCGCGGGAUGCCCUCGACGAUCAUCUUAAGAAGCUUAGCUGUCUCUGAUAUACUGAUAAUUACUAGCGUACAGCCAUUGUAUGUUUAUUCGUUUUUCUAUAUAGUGGACACAAGUCUUGCUCGAGUAGUGCAGGCGUCUCGCUGGGCCUUAGUUCUAGCUUCGUUACUUCAUCUUCUUGUCGUAUCAGUCGAUCGUUUUCUUGCGAUAUGUAGACCAUAUCUUUAUCAUCAAAAACUGAAACAUACAUGUAGUUGGUGUAUUACAGCGUUGGUCAUAGUCUGGUGUUUCAUAAUAGUCCUUGGUACUGCACUAGCACUGGUUGCUAAAUCAACAGCACGAGUUAUUCAUGGAGUGGUCGGCUUCCUCUGUUUCUUGGUAAUGAUCACUUUAAUCGUAAUUCAUAUUCGACUGUUUAACGUUGCCACAAGGCAUCGCAAGAAAAUUGAAAAGGAACAUGCAGUCAAAAGAGUUGUAAGAUCAAAUUCUACUGAAGAUGAAGAUAGCCAUAAUUCACAAGGAGGAGAAAAGAAACAAAAGCAUCGUCACCUUUUAAGACUACAGUUAACAUUUUUUCAUGAACUAAGAGCGUUUAAAACGACGUCGAUAGUUUGUGGUGCGUUUCUACUCUCCUGGCUUCCUCUACUUAUCAUGGGCUUAAUCUACAUGACGACACGAGACAUGAACGAUAAACAAACAAUGUUACGUAUUUUUCCCUACGUUAACACUUUGGCUUUCUUAAAUUCUGCACAAAAUCCUUUCAUUUAUUCUGUCAAAAUUUACACUUUUCGAGAAUCUCUUCGAAUAAUCACUGGUCGUAUUCGUUCGUUAGCGUAGUGUGAAGUGAGUCCGCAAGUGACUGAAGAUGUCUUUGACAUCUUGUCUAUAGAAUGGCAACGACGCCAGAUUUGUGGAGCAAUAUAUGUCCAAAGCAAAAACUCACGAAAUGAUUUAUCAUUCUAAAAUGACUGCAAUAGUUUAUGCAGUUGAAUUUUGCUCAUUGUUCAGCAAAGUUAGGAUGUAGUAAAUCGGUAAUUAUGAACUGUAUAUGUUAGUAUCGACUCAGACUGAAUAGAAGUAUGAACUGUAUAUGUUAGUAUCAAAACUACAUACUAUAAGGGGCGGCAAAAUUUUAAAGCGAUCCUAUUAUUACAUGACACAAUACAAAAAGCUUUAAUAUUUAUGUGUCACCUGCAAUAUUGCCCGCCGCAACAUAUUUGUACAGUAAGAAAAUUAUGGGAAAGGGCGAAUGAAAACAUUGUCACAACUACUACGCAGAACUCUGUCGUUAAGAGAAAGAGAAUAAUGUGCAAAUAAGAUUAGAUAUGUUUAAUGGUAAAGGUUACUGGAAGGUUAUUUGUAUUGGGCUCUUGCAAGUGCCAAGUGACAUCACAACACGUACUUGUUGACUUCCGCUAUUUUGAGUGGCAAAUUAAAAUAGUUAAAAGCAAACGCAAGCAAGACACAGUGGCAAUGACGGCGGCUCAACCUCUUAAGCCCGCCACACACGAGAGAAACUUGCUGAGCUAACCGCCUCGCGUGGCAGCUAGUUCAGCUAUGUAUUU
Paramuricea clavata is the source of this 1809-nucleotide messenger RNA. Lineage: Eukaryota; Metazoa; Cnidaria; Anthozoa; Malacalcyonacea; Plexauridae. The record is from the annotation of a GenBank genome assembly.